Messenger RNA from Trypanosoma theileri, 1005 nucleotides. RefSeq lists its product as uncharacterized. The record is from RefSeq and is a predicted model, not a curated record. The transcript has a single exon. NCBI's taxonomy places the organism in Eukaryota, Euglenozoa, Kinetoplastea, Trypanosomatida, Trypanosomatidae. The coding region runs from base 1 to 1005 and encodes 334 amino acids.
AUGGAGCGGGGUCGCGAUCAGCGGACGGCUUCAAACGCAUCCGUUAAGCCUGCGAGUCGCACUGCCUCCGCACGUCGCUACAGCCACGUCCGCUCUGUUGUGAAGGACUUAAUUGACGACAAGAUCACACCAUUAGAGGCCCAACACGGCAAACCGGUGCUGCGCCAGCGAUCGCAGAGUCAAGAUGUUCCCUCCUCACAGCGCACAUCCAUCACACGCGGGCAAAGAGCGGACAGCACAGGACGUGAAGAGGCCUUCACUCCACGGCGAACAUCAUCGUCGACGGUAAUGUCUGGAGUGCGGCGUGGGGGCUCCGCAACGCCACCGAGAUCUUCACCAUCAUCCGCGCGGUUGGCUUCGUGUGAUGCGAGUUUUCCUGGACUGCCAAGGCCGUAUACACCGCUUAGUACCGCCAGCCGAUCAUACAGAGGAGGGCCAACGUCUUUCUGUCGCAAUAUUUCUCAACACGAAAGUGUUUCAAGGGUUGUGGAAAAUUUAGAAAAUGCAGUAGUUCCCUAUAAUCAUGUACCGCGGUGUGCACAAGAAAUUCCUGAACGCUACAAGUAUCAACCACCACUACCUCCAAGGAAUCCUUCUGCGGAGCGAGCGAAACCAAGAUGGAAUGGAACCUCUUCUCGAUGUGGUACCCCAAUAGCACGUACAGAUAGUGUUACGCGCAUUCGAAGAGUGAGUAGUCCCGGACGUACAUCUUCAGCUACUGGAUUUUCUAGACCGCAAACUCCCAAUAGUGUUCGUAGUCUGGGAAAUAGUGAAAGAAGAAGAAGUGUAUUAACAAAUUCCUCUCAAAAUCUUGCCAAUUCUGUAGGGGGUAGAUCCCCUUCAGCGAAGAGCCAGAAAAGGUCUCUCUCAAAACCUACUCAGGUUGGAGCACGAAGUGAAAAGAAAAAAGUAGAAGCGAAAAAAGAAGUGAUUUCAUUUAAACCACUUCAAGGAAUUGACCGGGUUUUGUUAUUUGACACAGAACCGCCAAAACUCAUUGUGUAG